UCAAGAAACAAAACAAAUAAAUUAAUAAAAAAAAUAAAUAGUAAUAUUAGUAGCAAAUAAUUUUUUUAUUAAAGAAUGGGUGCAUAUUUUGGAGCUUUUACAGUUUUUAUUUUCUGUUUGUUGGGAUUUUCAGCCAAUGCUGUAUACAUCAGCAUUGGCUCCUCUUCAGGUUCUGACAUUACUCAGGCACUUCUGAAAGCAUUCACAACAGCAUGCCAAUCUCCAAUACCGAGCAGAGUGGUGAUCCCAAAAGGAGAGUUCAAGCUUGGUGAAAUCCAGAUGAGGGGUCCAUGCAAAGCUCCAGUCGAGAUCACCAUUCAAGGUACUGUCAAAGCUGACGGUAACGCCAUCCAGGGAAAGGACACAUGGAUUGUCUUCGGCAACAUUAAUGGCUUUAAGUUGAACGGAGGUGGAGCUUUCGAUGGUGAAGGAAACGCAGCUUGGAGGGUUAACAACUGUCACCAGACUUUCAACUGCAAGAAACUUCCCAUCAGUAUAAGGUUUGAUUUCGUGGAGAACGCUGAGAUCAGAGACAUAUCUUCAAUAGAUGCCAAGAACUUCCACAUCAACGUGCUCGGUGCCAAGAACAUGACCAUGGAUCACAUCAACAUCAUUGCUCCUAAAGACAGUCCCAACACUGACGGUAUCCAUUUGGGAAGAAGUGACGGAGUCAAGAUCCUUAACACAUUCAUCUCCACCGGAGACGACUGUAUCUCCGUUGGAGAUGGGAUGAAGAACCUUCACGUGGAGAAAGUCACCUGCGGUCCAGGACAUGGAAUCAGUGUCGGAAGCCUUGGAAGGUACGGAAACGAACAGGAUGUCAGCGGCAUUAGAGUCAUAAACUGCACUCUCCAACAGACUGACAACGGACUGAGGAUCAAGACAUGGCCGUCUGCAGCUUGCUCCACCACCGCCUCCGAUAUUCAUUUCGAGAAUAUCAUUGUCAAGAACGUUAUGAACCCAAUCCUCAUCGACCAGGAGUACUGCCCUUGGAACCAAUGUAACAAGCAGAAACCAUCAACGAUUAAGCUUGCCAACAUCAGCUUCAAGCAGAUCAGAGGAACAUCAGGGAACAAGGAUGCAGUGAAGCUAUUGUGCAGCAGGGGAUACCCAUGCCAGAACGUUGAGAUUGGAGACAUUGACAUUAGGUACAACGGAGCAGAUGGUCCAGCGACUUUCCAGUGCUCAAACGUGAGCCCCAAACUCAUGGGAACUCAGAGCCCUAAAGCUUGCAGUGGUCCAGUGACCAACUUACCCCAAUAAGUAGAAGCUCAAAAAAUAUUAAACUAAAACACCCAUUCAUUAUUUGUUUUGUUUCCUACACCCAAUUUAAUUUAUAUGGUCUAUGAUGUAUGCUCUCAUUCUUUCUCAUUCAAUAUAAAUGCAUUCAUUAUGCCUUUUUGACAAAACCAUGUUUCAAGUAAACAUUCUAGUCUCUGUUUUUAUUUACAUUGAGGUUAACAUACUACAUUUCAAAGCAUUAUUCAUGCAAUCUAAUGAUUAAAUAUAAUCUUGGGAAUCAAUAUAGUGAAAGUUAGUAAGUUGUAAGGAGUAUACAUAUAAUUAGAAUAUCAUAAAUCAAAUAAGCAUUAGGAUUCAUAAUAAUUGUGAAAAAUUGCUAAGAAAUAAAGAUUAGAUUAUUCGUAUUCAAGCAAUGAAUGUUAGUCAUUCAUUGGAAUAUUUAUAAAACAAACUAGCAUAAUGAACAGAAGACUAAAAAAAUAUCAAUAGAACAUAAAAAUAGUUUUCUAUAAAGUGGAAAUACAUGAACAGAAACGAGUUUGCCUGCGUUCGCACAAGACAUACAAACAAGCAUGAGAACAGAAUAAUCUCAUAGUGAUAGAAACACUUAUUCUCAAAAGCCCUACAUGGCCAAAUCCUCUUCCCAAUAUCCCACACUAACAAAACCAAAAAAGACCUUAAAAUGUCAAGAAACUUAUAACCUCUAGUACAAGCUGCCUCAAAACACAAACCUUAAGACAUAACCCCAAGAAAAAGAAGAACCAUUACAUUGACGAUAAAGAAACUAAGGAAGGAGUUUGUUUUGAACUCUUCUUAUGUAUUACCCCGCCUGGCCGGAGACUGAUACAGUUUCUUCUGUCCCUCAUUGAAAGAAAAAAAAAUAAAUAGAAAAGAAGCCUAGCAAUGAAUUUA
Brassica napus (rape) is the source of this 2154-nucleotide messenger RNA. Its product is annotated as polygalacturonase-like. The transcript has 3 exons. Gene Ontology annotation, molecular function: polygalacturonase activity. The record is from RefSeq and is a predicted model, not a curated record. The coding region runs from base 76 to 1263 and encodes 395 amino acids. NCBI's taxonomy places the organism in Eukaryota, Viridiplantae, Streptophyta, Magnoliopsida, Brassicales, Brassicaceae. Gene Ontology annotation, biological process: carbohydrate metabolic process.